Molecule: messenger RNA, 2740 nt
Organism: Coffea eugenioides
Lineage: Eukaryota; Viridiplantae; Streptophyta; Magnoliopsida; Gentianales; Rubiaceae
Product: CRM-domain containing factor CFM3, chloroplastic/mitochondrial
Exons: 4
Coding region: 162-1967 (601 amino acids)
Molecular function (GO): RNA binding
Source: RefSeq, a predicted model, not a curated record
AAAAUCUUCAAAGACAGUCCCUCAGAGCCCUCUCUUCUCUCUUCUUCUUCAAUUCCUCCAAGAAUGCGGUGAAGGGUGAAGGAGAUGGUUGGACGAAAUGGGGCGGCGGCGGCGUGAUUGAGGGGAGUGUUUUUCCUGUGAAAGAUGUGUGUUUUGUUUCAAUGAGGAGAGUGUGGAAUGGCUUCGACGGGGCUCGGGGAUUGUCAGCCAAGAGUAUGAGGAGCAAAGUGGAGAGGCGGAUGCGAAAGGAAUCGGGCAAAACCUUGAGAGAGAUUCGGCGGGCUAAGAAGUUGAGGAAGAAAUUGAUGACUGACGAGGAACGCCUUAUUUACAAUCUCAGAAGAGCAAAGAAAAAGGUGGCAUUGCUUCUGCAGAAGCUGAAAAAAUAUGAGCUUCCUGAGCUACCACCUCCAUGCCAUGACCCUGAGCUAUUAACUCCCGAGCAACUGCAGGCAUAUAAGAAGAUUGGCUACAGAAAUAGAAAUUAUGUUCCUGUUGGAGUUCGUGGAGUCUUUGGUGGAGUUGUACAAAAUAUGCACCUCCAUUGGAAGUUUCAUGAGACCGUACAGGUUUGUUGCGAUAACUUCCCCAAGGAAAGGAUUAAGGAAAUGGCUAGCAUGCUGGCAAGACUGAGUGGGGGAAUUGUGGUUAACGUGCAUAAUGUGAAAACAAUCAUAAUGUUUCGUGGCAGAAACUAUCGGCAACCAAAGAAUUUGAUACCUAUCAACACUCUUACAAAGAGGAAGGCAUUGUUCAAAGCCAGAUUUGAACAAGCACUAGAAUCUCAGAAACUAAACAUUAAGAAAAUCGAGCAGGAGCUCCGCCGGAAGGGAGUAAAUCCUGAUGAUCCUGUUGCAAUGGCUAGUAUCCAAAGAGUAGCUUCAACAUUCUUCAAUGCAAUUGACAAGAAAGAAGGAAGCCCCUACGUCUUCCAGAGGGACAAAAAGACAGAGAUGGUGUCUAUUAGCGAUCUGCAACAAUCACAAUCUGCUGAAGACAGUGACCAGGAGGAGCUUGACAGAUUCAUAGCUGAGAUAGAGGAUGCAGCUGAUAAAGAAUGGGCUGCUGAGGAAGCUGCAGAGAAAGAAGAGUUUGGAAAAAUCAGAUACUGGAACAAGGAAGAUUCAGGUGAUAGAUUCAGAAGAUCUGAAAAGAUUGGAGGUGAUGAAUCUGAUGAUAAUAUCAGAGGAAGGACACAGAACUGGAGUAGUGCGCGUGGCAGGGAAAGAAUCACUGCUUCUGAUGAUGACGAUGGAGAUAUGUCUGAGGAUGAUGGUGGAUGGGAUUCCAAUGAUAGUCAGGAUGUAAGUAAUGAUGAGACUGAUUGUAGUGACUCUGGUGAAGCUCGUGACCGAUUUUCUGGGCACAAAGUAGCAAGAAGGCAACAAGAUAAGAUUCUUAGAAGCAGUAAAAGCACAAGCUUCAGCAGAAAUGAGAAAUCUAAGUUACGUGUAGAAAAGGUUGUCAAAGAUUCCAUUUCAGAUGGUAUGUUGAGUGAUCUGGAAGAUGUCAUGUACGAAUCAGAUGAUAGGGAAAGGCAGAAUGUGAUGAAAUCUAGAGCUCCUGGUUACAAUUACCAGAGCAGUACCGAUGAGGAUGACUAUGAUCAUACGAGGACAGGUAAUAAAGAUGGUAUUGGUAGGAUAAAGAGUCCUCCAAAUGAUGCUGACAGUUCUGCAGCAAUUCACCUGGAUUUUGGGGUAUCAAGGGCAGGGAGUAUGAAGGACAAUAAAGCCUUGAGAGGCAAUUCUGGGGGAGAUUGGGGAAGACCUAAUGCUGCGAUUUCUCAUAUGUUUAGUGAGUCAGAUGCUGAAGAAAACCUUGUCCCAGGAACAUCGGAGAAUUGUAAGGAUUACAUUUACAAUGAGGAAAAUUAUGAGCUGAAGAAGGAUAACCGGAAGAAUAAUGGGCAUGGCAGAAAUAUCAAAAACUUUAAAGAGUUAGAUGAAACUUGGGAUAGUGAUUAGUUAAGUUAGGAUGCAACUUGAUUGUAACAUGUUAAGAGUAACCAACCAAUACUGGAGAUGCACCUCUGGGGCAAGAGCAGGUAAUAGGGUAAAUAUGACAGCUAGAUCACUCCAUGGAUGUUAAUUGUAAAGCAAACAGAAAGACUGGAGCAAAAUAUUUCAGAGGGUUCUUGUCCUGUGAGAGCAACUGGAAGUUCUCUCUAGUUUUUGUUGAGAUGGGCUAAAACGAACCAAACAUGCUAGCCUAUAGACUAUUUAAGAAUGUACGCUGUGCGCAAUGGUGUUCAAUUAUUUGGUAGGAUGGUCAGUGUCCAAUCUUUUCCAAUUGUUCAGCAGCCUGUUUGUGUUUCUUGGGUUGCGGACAUAUUUGCUACUACGGAUGUUUUGAGGAGUACUUGGUUCUGUUUAUGCGGACCAGGUUCUGUCUAUACAGAUAACUGGACUUGCUCUGAAACCUUGAUGCAUUUUCAAGGGCUUGCAGUUGGAAACCACAAUCUGAACUACUCAAAAGACAAACUGGAGGUGUGAUAUCUGCUUGGCAUUGUUUUCCCUGGCAUGCAAAAUUGGAGUUGGAGGGUAUUUUUCUGGGAAACAUGGCAUGGACAGUGUCCCAUUCGAGCAAUAAUAAAUGUUGACACGGUGAAUUUUCUGUCAGUUUCAGCAUCCACUCCAGCCUACUGUAUUAUCUACUUUGAGAAAACAAUGCUUUAUUGCCUGUCAUGUUGUCGCUCUUUCGUCUAUCCUAUAUGAAAACAUUGUGAUUCGAGUUUUGA